AUGGAGGUAUUCUACUACUUGGUGUUCGGAGUGAUGGCUGCCGUAGUAGCGGCUCUGGAAAUGAGCAAGAGAAACAAGGAUCAAAACACUUCUUCUCCCUUCAAUUCCUUCAAAAACAGUUACGUCCUCGUCUUCUCCGUCAUGAUGGCUGGAGAUUGGCUUCAGGGACCUUAUGUGUAUUACCUGUACAGCACUUAUGGUUUUGGUAAACGAGAUAUUGGUCAGCUUUUCAUAGCUGGUUUCGGCUCCUCUAUGCUCUUUGGAACCAUUGUUGGAUCUCUUGCUCACAAACAAGGAGAACUUAUUUUAUCUGUGUGUGUUUUGGAUUCAGGGGUCGAAAGAGGGCAUGUGUACAUACUGUAUAGUUUACAUAGCUGCAUCACCAAGCAUUCUCCACAGAACACAGUUUUGAUGGUCGGUCGUAUCUUGGGUGGUAUUGCUACUUCUCUCUUGAAUUCUGCCUUCGAAUCUUGGCUCAUUGCUGAGCACAACAAGAUGCUUGUUAGUGGUUUGAUAGAACAUAUUCUAACUCAAAGCAAUGUCUGCUUCUCGAUGAGUGGCACAGUCAAUUCUUGA
This is a messenger RNA of Brassica napus (rape), 576 nucleotides long. Its product is annotated as molybdate-anion transporter-like. The coding region runs from base 1 to 576 and encodes 191 amino acids. The transcript is spliced from 4 exons. Gene Ontology annotation, biological process: molybdate ion transport. NCBI's taxonomy places the organism in Eukaryota, Viridiplantae, Streptophyta, Magnoliopsida, Brassicales, Brassicaceae. Gene Ontology annotation, molecular function: molybdate ion transmembrane transporter activity. The record is from RefSeq and is a predicted model, not a curated record. Gene Ontology annotation, cellular component: membrane.